AACAGUAAAAGCAUUAACAAAUUACUUUCAAUGUAACUCCUGAAGAUACAGUAAUAUUACAGACUUGUUAAAUAUACAGCAAUAUAUGUCUAGAUUUUGUAACGAUUAAAUUUUACAGCAUGUGUGUGAAAACAAACCUGGACAGAGACAAAAGGAUCUAGGGGAAAAAAUUCUAUUUUCUUAAGGCACUCCAUGGAAUUAUUCAUGUUUUAUGGUAAAUUAAAUCUAAAGAGAGCAGACAAAAAUGUAUUUUUUCAUUUAUUCACGGCGGAAUAAAAGGGAAACAUGAAAACAAUCGGCAGGAAAAUAAUGCAGUGGUAUUGCCACAUUAAUAUAUUAAACAUAAUGCUAUCCUUCCUGACUUCUUUAUAGCCCAUUCGAUCAAGAUAAAGGAUAAGGAUUAUCUGUAGCGCAAUCUUAUGAUAUCAAAUUAUUUGUAGGUACUUCCCAUAAUUUUAAUCACAGUAGGCUUGUUCUGAAAAAGGUGGACAGUUCUGGCAAAAGAACAAUGACCAAGGUAUACAUUGGGUUUUCAUUGCAGUCUAAUGAAUUCAGUAAUUAAUGAAUCUCACUUCAUAUAAAAGAAAUACUCUCCUACAUCACAGUUUUAAGUGUGCAAAGCUGAUUAUAAUUGUGACUGAAGAAUUAUGUUAGUGCCUAUUAAAGCUUUGCUGUUUUGCUAACUGAAUGAGCUAAUAUUACUGGUGUUGCUCAGGAGAUUUGACCCACGGGAGCAUACGUGUUGCAUCAAGCGACACACAGCUUUCAAACAAGCCCAAGUAACCACAAGGGAGUCAAUAAAGGAUCUCCGUCUGUUCCUCCACAAUACCAUACCACUCUCCCUGUGGACAAUUAACUUCACAUAAACCACUGUGCACAGCACACACACACACAUAUAUAUAUAUAUAUAUAUAUACAGACAACCACACACAGAAAUUCAUUAUGCAUGGAUCUCUUGAUCAAAAACCUUGUCCUCGCAACACUACAUGUGUUUCGGAGAAAGAACGAACUUCAAAUGAUCUACAGUGCAGGGUAUUCUGGGAGCAUGGACUGCAAGGUUUGGGCCUAAUUUUAACAAGUGUCCCUGAAGACCGGCCCCUAUAAAAGCUUUGGAAAAAAGAAGAUAGGCGAGCGUACAAAUACAAGGAGGUUGGCAGAAGUGUCUCCAACAGAUGUAAUCAGCACUGAGAAACAGGACUGUCAAAACAACUCGCAAGUUUCCGAAGGCUAUGAAAUCCGACAGAUUUCUUUGAGACUCAGUCACUAGUAAGUGAAUUUUUUCUUUUAUACAUUUUUUGGUAUACAAAUGAGAACGUGUGUAGCCUUUACAUUGAACAUUAUUACAAUAAAAUUUGAUCAAAGUGGUACAUUCGUUCUUAAAACAGAACUUUAACAAACCAGGCUCCGUUUAAAAAAAAAGUUAAGACCAAAUCUACCAUAUAUAAUUUCAAAUAACAGUUCAGAAUAGGCAAGUGCCAUUUUGAGGUUAAGAUCAUCAAUAACUCUUAAAUGUUCUGCAAAGUUUAGGUGUGGUAAUGAAUCGCUGGAGGCAGUCAGUGGUGGAAAUCCAAACCAGAAAGAGGCAGGUGAUCGAAUGCGAGAAGGCACAGGCCGCCCUGAGCAAAGUGACAGCUUGCUUCCAGCAAAUGGCCACCUCUUUGGGGAGCAACACGGAUGGGAGCUUUCUUAGAGAGGAGCUGGAGGAAACCAGGACAGUAGCUUAUAAAAUAUGCUCAGGGCUUCACCGGAGGCUGCUAAGUCUGCUGAUAGAAAUGGAGCAAGGACAAGAGGACAAAGAACAAGUUGAACGACAUUGGGUGAUCUUCUUGUCCAGCUUGGAAAACUUCCAGCAGGACCUAAAGAAGGUCAAAGUCUUACAAGAGAUCUUCCCCCUGACCCAGCGCAAAGAUCGACAAGCCCUCGUCAACGCAGGUUACGUGGGUGGAACUUCGGAAGUAGCAGCUCGAGCGGCCAUGGUGCAAACACCAUGGUUAUCAUUAGAGGAGACCGCAAGCCCAGACCUGAAGAACCACAUAGCGGAGAUUGAUAUGCUGCUUGAAGAAAUGUUUCAAAGAGUUAACGUUCCACUGUGGUCUGUCGAGCCCACACAAGAAGCCUGGGUAGAAGGCGCUUCAACCCAAGAUGGUGGGCAAGAGGAUGAAAGCUUGGAGGACAUCAUGGAAGUGGAGGUGGUGUCUCAAAAUAACACAUCGGGAUGUUGCAAUCAUCACAACUGCAAAGUAGGCUGUCUACUAUGUCUGCUUAGCUAAGUUCUGAAACUGGGUUAAAUAGAAGGUUUGAAUUAGAGACAUGCAUUCUGCAAUAAGUUAAAAUUCCUAAUUAUUGCUUUCUGUAAACCUUUUCAAGACAGAACAUUUUGCAAAC
This is a messenger RNA of Puntigrus tetrazona (Sumatra barb), 2385 nucleotides long. Its product is annotated as regulator of G-protein signaling 9-binding protein. Gene Ontology annotation, cellular component: neuron projection. The coding region runs from base 1536 to 2270 and encodes 244 amino acids. The transcript is spliced from 2 exons. The record is from RefSeq and is a predicted model, not a curated record. NCBI's taxonomy places the organism in Eukaryota, Metazoa, Chordata, Actinopteri, Cypriniformes, Cyprinidae. Gene Ontology annotation, biological process: G protein-coupled receptor signaling pathway.